AUGGACAAAGUAAAGUUUAAUAUGCUUCUGGUUAUCGCCAUGGUGGUUGUAUCCGGGGAAUUCCAUGGUUCUAUGGCUAAAGAACAUACGGUUGGUGAUGAAUUCGGGUGGGCUAAGCCGCCAAGUGAAAGCUUCUACAGAUGGUGGGCAGGACAUGAAACCUUCAGAAUCAAUGAUGUACUAGUGUUUAACUUUACUAAUGGUGCUCAUACUGUCGCGGAAGUGGCGAAUAGAGCAUAUGAUGAUUGUGAUGACUCUAACCCGAUCUCGAUUCACCAACACAGUCCUGUUAGGCUUACCAUCCAAGGAGACUCCUACUAUAUUUCCACUAAAGGAUCUGAUUGCAAGAUGGGUAUGAAAUUAUCUAUCACGGUUGUGUCUGCCGAGUCUAACAUCUCGUCUCCGGCACCAACUCAUUAA
Messenger RNA from Erigeron canadensis, 420 nucleotides. RefSeq names its product umecyanin-like. The transcript has a single exon. NCBI's taxonomy places the organism in Eukaryota, Viridiplantae, Streptophyta, Magnoliopsida, Asterales, Asteraceae. The record is from RefSeq and is a predicted model, not a curated record. The coding region runs from base 1 to 420 and encodes 139 amino acids. Gene Ontology annotation, molecular function: electron transfer activity. Gene Ontology annotation, cellular component: plasma membrane.